AUGUCAGAAAACAUAACUACUCAAAAAACAGGUCAAAUUGUAAAUAUUCAUCCCUUUGCUGAGAAUACUCCUCAACUAAAAGAAACUACUUUUAAAUCAAUAAAAGAAAAUAUAAAAAUAGUCCAAGCAGACUGCUUACUAGCCUUGGAAAAAAUUGAAAGUAAUAGUGUGGAUUACAAGGCCAAAGUAAUUGGUGGCUUACCAGUGGGAAUGAAAUUUGACCCUCAACAAGGAAAAAGAUUACAGGAAUUCAUGUCCGUAGUGGCUGAAAAACUUUUUAGAGUGCUGAAACCGGGCGGAUUUUUUUUAUGUUUUUCGCAAGGUCGUUUAUAUCACCGAAUGGUUAUGGCAAUUGAAGAGGCUGGAUUUGAAAUAAGAGACAUGUUAAUUUGGAAAAAAGUGGGACAGGCCAAAGCCUUUUCCCAAGACCAUUUUGUUAAGAAAAUGAAAAUCUCAGAAGCAGAAAAAAAGGCAAUUCUUAAUUCAUUAGCUAACCGGAAAACUCCGCAAUUAAAAUCCGAAAGCGAGCCAAUAGUUUUAGCCCAAAAGCCCAAAGAAGGAACCUUUAUUAACAAUUGA
Messenger RNA from Ambispora leptoticha, 579 nucleotides. Lineage: Eukaryota; Fungi; Glomeromycota; Glomeromycetes; Archaeosporales; Ambisporaceae. The record is from the annotation of a GenBank genome assembly.